Molecule: messenger RNA, 828 nt
Organism: Meloidogyne enterolobii
Lineage: Eukaryota; Metazoa; Nematoda; Chromadorea; Rhabditida; Meloidogynidae
Source: the annotation of a GenBank genome assembly
GAGAAAAAUGUCACAUCGUGGUAUUGUUCAUGAAUCUCUUCAACAACAGGAUGAGAGACGUCUUCCUUUUUGUUUGACUGAUAAUGAAUUGUUGUGCAAAAACCAAUGUGGUUUUUACGGCACCCCGCAAUGUAAAGGACUUUGUUCUCAAUGCUGGAAGAAUUAUCAACUCGAAAAUAAACGUCUGUAUGACUACAACAAAAACAAAGAAUUGUUGAGGAAGGAAACGACUGAAAGAAAUAUUAGUAGCAAGACUUCUGAUGUUAGGCAAACUUUUCGAACGCUUUUGAAGAAGUCCCCUUCAGUUUUUUCAAACGACCAAUUAACUUCUCAACAACAACAAUCAUCUUCUCUCAAUAUGGCUCCUACAAUUUUGGAUGAAAGGUCCUCAAGUCCAGACUCUAGCACAGCAUUAGCCGAUUUUCAAAAAUAUUUGUCUUCAACCUUUUCCUUUGCCGAUGCAAAAGAGUUGGAAAAACAAUGCCGUAUAUUUAUUGAAAAAUUGGCAAAGGAUGAAUUAGCUCCAAUCGAUGACUUGUCGAAUUCUGUCCAAUCAUUUUACCAAACAAUGAGAGAUGAAAUAAAUAAAAUAAAAUCGCUACCUCAAGACCUUAAUUUUGCAAAAUUUAUGACUGAAAUUGAAACUUUUGUUUGUGUAACUGGUUAUCAUAUACUUUUUGGUUCGAGGUUUGUGGGUUUUAAUUGUAAAAAUGGGGAUGAUUUGGGUUUUUUUAUUUUUGGGAAGUAUUUAUUUGUCUGCAAAAAAUAUUUUUGUCCGCAACAUUAGAAAAGUGUCCGAAAAAGUUUUUUUACUCCAGAAAUAUUGUC